Asparagus officinalis (garden asparagus) is the source of this 1023-nucleotide messenger RNA. RefSeq names its product caffeoyl-CoA O-methyltransferase-like. The transcript has 5 exons. NCBI's taxonomy places the organism in Eukaryota, Viridiplantae, Streptophyta, Magnoliopsida, Asparagales, Asparagaceae. The record is from RefSeq and is a predicted model, not a curated record. Gene Ontology annotation, molecular function: O-methyltransferase activity; S-adenosylmethionine-dependent methyltransferase activity. Bases 333 to 608 code for a protein of 91 amino acids.
AUCUCAGCUUUUAUUUAUCUUCAUCUUUUCCUUUUCCUUAUUUUUUUCUGAUUUUAUUCUUUUUUUUUAAGAGAGGAGAAUUUAUUUACGGAGAUUCAUGCGUAAGAGAUAGUACAACUAAUCUUUCAUAUAUUUAUCUUCUUACAUUUAUGGAAAUUAUUCUAACUGAUUCCCUAUUAUCUAACUUAUCUUUUUUUAUUGAAGUUUUUAAACAGAGAUCUAUUGGCAGUAGAUGCUUCAGUUGAUUGAAGCUUAGCACCUCAGAAGAGAUGAGAAUGUACAAAAAGCUCAGAACAUAAGGUCUUUUAUGAGCAAUAUGCACGUGCAAUUCUAUGCUACUGAAGCUUAUGAGUGCAAAGAAAACAAUAGAGAUUGCAAAGAAAACAAUAGAGAUUGGGGUGUUCUCUGGGUAUUCCCUCCUCACUACUGCUUUGGCUUUGCCUGAGGAUGGAAAGAUAACGGCUAUUGAUGCUGAUAGAAAAGCCUACGAGAUAGGAUUACCAUUUAUUCAAAAAGCAGGGGUGGAAUAUAAGACUAAAUAUAUUGAAUCAGAAGCUCAUCAUGUUCUUGAUAAAAUGCUUCACGAGGUUUGGCCUUUUGCAAAAUAAUAAGGCAUGAAGUGUGUUUAGGAGUGAAUUAUGACUUGUGUACAAGAUAAUACGAGUGCAUUUGGGAAUUGGGCUAGAUGAGAAUGUAGACAAUAUCAUCAUUGUGGAGAUUGGAGAGGCUUUAGUAAAAAAGGAAUAAGGCAUCAAUUUUUUGGGGUUCUUUUCCUUUAUUCAUGUCUCUCUUUUUGAAUCCAUAUCCAAAGAAAGAUGACUAAAAGGCUUGAGAUUAACUAAGUUACUCAAAUAUAGAUAAGAGUAUAGGGGAGCGAUAAAUUUAUAAAAGGUAGGGUACUGCGACUGAUAUUAGUAUUGUUUUUCCAUUCACAUGUCAUGAGAAUAAAAUUCUUAUAACAUUUGUAUGCUUACCAUUGUAUUAUAAAAUUCUUAUAACAUUCUUAUAUCAUUAUGGGAUUGU